Messenger RNA from Seriola aureovittata, 1479 nucleotides. Its product is annotated as transcriptional repressor CTCF-like. The record is from RefSeq and is a predicted model, not a curated record. The coding region runs from base 126 to 1097 and encodes 323 amino acids. The transcript has 2 exons. NCBI's taxonomy places the organism in Eukaryota, Metazoa, Chordata, Actinopteri, Carangiformes, Carangidae.
GAAGGACAGCGGAAGUCCCCCUGUUGUUUUUGUUACCGGAACACUCUGUUAGCAUCGUUAGCUUUUAGCAGCAGUCCGUGAGUCUUUGCAGUUCUAUUUUCUCUGUCCCCGCUGUUGGUUUGAACAUGUCCCGGGUUCAGAAGCUCCGAGUCUUCGUCAGUCAACGGUUGAACCUGGCGGUCGAAGAGAUUUUGGCGGCUUUUGAAAAAACGAUCGUUAAAUACGAACAGGAAGCGGCCCUGUGUCAGGAGGUGAUCUCUCGCCAGCACGCGCUGCUCUGCGCGCUCCACAAACCUCUCAUGGCGGUCCCUUCGGCAGAUGCCUUCACUCAGCAGCUGAUGGGAAGUAAAGAAGAGGUUCACCCUGAGCAGCAGGACCAGGACCAGGCAGACCUGUGGCCCUCACAUGUCAAAGAACAGGAGGAAGAGCAGCUUCAAGACCUGGAUGCGGCUGAAAUCAUCGAGUUCACCUACAAUUCCAGUCGUGUAGUGAGGCCAGGUGAGGAAGUGGACCUGUCAGAUGCCGGGACUGCUCAGGUAGAACCAGGAUCAGCAGAUCCAGAUCAGGAUGUCCAGCUGGUGUUGUCUUCAGAGACUGAAGACAGUGAUGACUACAGCAAUGAAUGUGCUGACCCCAGGCCUGCUUUAAACAGACUCAAACCAAAGACGAGUCGUAGACCAGCAGGACUCCUCAGCUGCAGGGUCUGCAGCCGGACUUUUAAAGUUCGCAGGUGUUUAUUCAGACAUGUCAAAACUCACCUGCAGGAGGCGGAGCAGGUCUGUGGUUUGUGUGGUGAACAAUUUGAGACCCCCGACAGUCUCAGGCUUCACAUCCAGACUCAUUGGAGCACCAGGAGGAGGAGGGAUCCAGAGAACCAGACCAAGACACAGGGCAGGGAGAGGCGCUUUCAUCGUCGCUCAAACCACGACAGUAACACCAACGUCCACGAGGACCAGAAACCAAACAGGUGUAAUGACUGUGGGAGGAGUUUUCUUCAGGUGUGGAGGAAGAGAAAACACAGGUGCUGCCCCCGGGGAAAAAACCAGGACCCAGUGGGUCUGGAGGGAACCAAGAGGAAGAGGAAAAAGAAGACAUAAACACUUGAUUUGUAUUUCUGACUUCACACUGUGACAUCACUGAAGAAAAGGUUGACAUGUUGAUUCUUUGCCCUGUUUUUCUUCUUCUUUUUUUUUAAUCUAUUUUAAUUUUUAUAUUUCACAAGAGAAAAGGAGAGACAAAAAAGAAAAAGUAUUCUUGCAGAAAGUCAUAGUAUUUUGUUAUAAUUUAGUUUCAACAUCUCAGAUUGUCUCUCUUCUCUGCAGCAGCGUCCUGAGCUUCAUUCAUGUCUGUGUGGAAACAGUUUCUGUUGGAUGAAUGAAGAGUUCAGAUGAGACUGUUCACCUCCUGGUGCUCAGAGUUAACCUGAAGGUUCCUGUUCUGUCUUCAGCUGAUUUCUAAUAAAAACAUUUUUCUAGAUGA